Pelobates cultripes (western spadefoot toad) is the source of this 630-nucleotide messenger RNA. NCBI's taxonomy places the organism in Eukaryota, Metazoa, Chordata, Amphibia, Anura, Pelobatidae. The record is from the annotation of a GenBank genome assembly.
AUGUGCCCGCUGCUUAUACCAGCUCAGAGCUGCAUUGCCGAUUCACAGGACGUGUUCCAUGCCGAUACCAGCUCAGAGCUGCAUUGCCGAUUCACAGGACUCGUUCCAUGCCGAUACCAGCUCAGAGCUGCAUUGCCGAUUCACAGGACGUGUUCCAUGCCGAUACCAGCUCAGAGCUGCAUUGCCGAUUCACAGGACGUGUUCCAUGCCGAUACCAGCUCAGAGCUGCAUUGCCGAUUCACAGGACGUGUUCCAUGCCGAUACCAGCUCAGAGCUGCAUUGCCGAUUCACAGGACGUGGUCCAUGCCGAUACCAGCUCAGAGCUGCAUAGCCGAUUCACAGGACAUGGUCCAUGCCGAUACCAGCUCAGAGCUGCAUUACCGAUUCACAGGACGUGUUCCAAUGCCGAUACCAGCUCAGAGCUGCAUUGCCGAUUCACAGGACGUGUUCCAUGCCGAUACCAGCUCAGAGCUGCAUUGCCGAUUCACAGGACGUGUUCCAUGCCGAUACCAGCUCAGAGCUGCAUUGCCGAUUCACAGGACGUGUUCCAUGCCGAUACCAGCUCAGAGCUGCAUUGCCGAUUCACAGGACGUGUUCCAUGCCGAUACCAGCUCAGAGCUGCAUUGCUGA